AUGACACGGACCGAUUUCGAAUCGAAAACGGCCGCGAUACAUGCCGAAACGUCUGCGCAAGCAUCGUACAACUUAAAGGAAAUCAAAGACGACGCUCUAUGGCUCAGCCAGAAAGCUGGCAUCGACGAGACCAGUGCACUUCGAAUCGCAGUCCUGGAAUGGCAAAACCGCCCUGCUACGCGAUUACUUUCGGGGUUUGCGGAGGAGGAAACCUCAAGCUUGCAAGGCGCGACGGGCGCCGAAAACUUUCGCGUGUCGCUGGCGGGGCCCAGUUUCGCUGAGGUUUUAAACCCAAAUGCUGGUUCUAAGAAUGACGCCUCCCUUUUCGAGUCGACCGAGAACCGCCGCUUACGACUGAGCAAUAUUUAUCUACUGGAAAGGGGCCAUAUCGUCAAAACUGCCAGAAAACUUCUCGCCAUUCUGCUAAACGACAAAACCAAUGGCAUGUUUACAGAGCAAGCUCAGGACGAGCGGAGUGCUCAGUUAUGCCAACUGGCAGAGACUGUUUUCGAAAGCAAACUCUCCGGAGAAGGUUGGCGUACUUUUGUUCAGGCAUGCAUCAAGGCCAUCCGAGAUCGACUUACUGCUCUAGAGGGUGAUGGCGGUUGGUUGGGACUUGCUGAGAGCAACGAAGCUACAGAAGACAUGUGGAGGACAACCCUUGUUGAAGAAACGCUGCAUAUCCUGCAGAUCUUGUUCCUGCUGCUGCAGUCAUCCACCGAAAUCCCUGCGGGAGAGCUUCAGGUGUCUUGGCUUCAACUAAUGAAGGAUUAUAGCUUUUUGGAGCCUCUUCAAGUCGUAAGUUUUGCUCCCCAAGUUUCUCUUCACCCUGCCAUAGGCUGA
This is a messenger RNA of Aspergillus melleus, 843 nucleotides long. RefSeq lists its product as uncharacterized. The transcript is spliced from 2 exons. Lineage: Eukaryota; Fungi; Ascomycota; Eurotiomycetes; Eurotiales; Aspergillaceae. Gene Ontology annotation, biological process: RNA export from nucleus; protein import into nucleus. The record is from RefSeq and is a predicted model, not a curated record. Gene Ontology annotation, cellular component: nuclear pore inner ring. Gene Ontology annotation, molecular function: structural constituent of nuclear pore. Bases 1 to 843 code for a protein of 280 amino acids.